CAAAGGUGCCACCCCUUUGUUUUCCUCAUUGGUUUAUGGCGUCUGAUUGACACCGGCGGUAGAGAGCAUGGUACUCCGUGAUUGGUCGAGUGUUGCUGUUCCGCUUUCCUUGUUGCUGUAUGUGUGUAUUUGCUGCUGUAACUGGACUGACUCUCAAAAACCAGGGGGUACAGCUUCUGGGUGCCAUCUGACAAGUGGUUCUUAUUGAGACGAAUAACUCAGUUUCAACAUGACAUCAGAAUCUCCUCGCCGUCCAAGUCGAUGCACUGGUGGUGUGAUGGUCCGACCCCAAGCAGUCACGGAACAAUCCUACAUGGAAAGCGUUGUGACGUUUCUUCAAGAUGUUGUUCCACAGGCAUACAGCGGUUCACCUACUACAGAGGAAAAAGAGAAAAUAGUGUGGGUCCGGUUUGAAAAUACUGAUGUGAAUGACAUUUAUAGGAAUAUGGAGUUUCAUGAAGUACAUGGUGCUGGCAGUGAUCCUCCUCUUCUGCUUAUGAUUGGAUAUACAGAUGGAAUGCAGAUCUGGAGCAUACCAGUCAGUGGGGAAGCACAAGAAUUGUUCUCAGUCCGGCAUGGUCCAGUAAGAUGUGCCCGUAUCUUGCCGACUCCCCAGAUUGGUUCUCAGAAAUGUGAUAAUUUUUCAGAAAAGAGGCCUCUCCUUGGGAUUUGUAAAAGCACAGGUUCUUGUGGCACAAGCCAACCUUACUGUUGUGUGGAUUUGUACUCGCUACGGACAGGGGAAAUGGUGAAAUCCAUUCAGUUCAAAACUCCCAUUUAUGAUCUUCAUUGCAAUACAAGGGUACUGGUGGUGGUUUUGCAGGAAAAAAUAGCUGCAUUUGACAGCUGUACAUUUACAAAGAAAUUUUUUGUGACAAGUUGCUAUCCCUGCCCUGGACCAAACACGAACCCUAUAGCCCUCGGAAGCCGCUGGCUUGCUUAUGCAGAAAAUAAGCUUAUUCGCUGCCAUCAAUCCCGUGGAGGAGCCUGUGGAGACAACAUACAAUCUUAUACUGCCACUGUUAUUAGUGCUGCCAAAACCCUGAAAACUGGACUAACCAUGGUUGGGAAAGUGGUUACCCAGCUGACUGGCACACUGCCUGCUGGGUCCACGGAUGAGGACCUGACCACACACAGCAAUGCCAGGCGUAAUCCCCUAAUCCCUGGAGUCAUCACUAUUAUUGAUAUUGAAACUGUCGCUGAGGGUCAGGUGGUCGUCAGCGAGGACUCUGAUGGUGAAGGCAUUGUUGCUCAUUUCCCUGCCCAUGAGAAACCUAUCUGCUGUAUGGCAUUCAACCCCAGUGGUAUGCUGCUGGUUACCUCAGACACUCUGGGACAUGAUUUCCAUGUGUUCCAGGUCCUUACUCAUCCAUGGUCCUCCUCACAGAGCGCUGUGCAUCACUUAUACACUCUACAUCGUGGAGAGACUGAAGCUAAAGUGCAGGAUAUUUGCUUCAGCCAUGACUGCAGGUGGGUCGUGGUGAGCACCCUCCGUGGUACCUCACAUGUUUUCCCCAUAAACCCGUAUGGUGGUCAGCCGUGUGUGCGCACCCAUAUGUCACCACGCGUGGUGAACCGCAUGAGCCGUUUCCAAAAAAGUGCAGGCCUCGAGGAGAUUGAGCAGGAGCUGACUUCAAAGCAAGGAGGCCGUUGUAGCCCUGUGCCUGGUCUCUCCAGCAGUCCGUCUGGUUCUCCUCUCCAUGGGAAACUGAACAAUCAAGAAAAUUACAAUAAUUUCACCAAUAAUAACCCAGGGAACCCACGACUCUCACCCCUACCCAGUUUGACUGUGGUAUUACCUCUCGUACAAAUUAAGCAGCCAAUGACUUUGGGAACCAUCACCAAAAGAACUGGACCUUACCUGUUUGGAGCAGGAUGUUUUUCCAUUAAAGCUCCUUGCAAAGCCAAACCAGCUCCGCAGAUUUCCCCAAGUAAAUCCAUGGGAGGAGAGUUUUGUGUCGCUGCUGUUUUUGGAUCUUCAAGGUCCUGGUUUGCCAGCAACCAAAGUAUAAAACGAGACAAAGAUCAAUCCAAGCAGUGUGUAGUGGAAUCCUUGUAUAUCAUUAGCUGCUACGGAACACUAGUGGAGCAUGUGUUGGAGCCACGACCCCUGAGCACAGCACAGAAGAUAAAUGAUGACACUCCUCUGGAGAUGUGGACAUCACCUCGGGCUAGCUGGACUUUAGUUAGGACUCCUCAAUGGAAUGAACUCCAACCACCAUUUAAUGCAAACCAUCCCUUGCUGUUGGCUGCAGAUGUAGUUCAGUACUACCAGUACUUGCUGGCUGGCCUAGUUCCGCCUGGGAGCCCUGGUCCAAUCACAAGGCAUGGGUCAUAUGACAGCUUAGCUUCUGAUCACAGUGGGCAAGAGGACGAAGAAUGGCUUUCACAGGUGGAAAUAGUGACCCAUACAGGACCCCAUAGGCGGUUAUGGAUGGGACCUCAGUUCCAGUUUAAAACCAUUCAUCCAUCAGGGCAGACCACUGUGAUUUCUUCUAGUUCUUCAGUGCUUCACUCACAUGGUCCAAGUGAUACACCACAACCACUGCUGGACUUUGACACAGAUGACCUUGAUCUAAAUAGCCUCAGGAUUCAGCCUGUUCGCUCUGAGCCUGUUAGCAUGCCCGGAUCUCCCCGGACAGUUUCUGAUCGCAGAGGGGGCUCAACCGUUAUUGAUGCCAGCUCAGGUGCAUAUGAUCGCAGUGUAACUCUUCUGGAGGUUUGUGGGAGCUGGCCAGAAAGUUUUGGGCUCCGUCAAAUCUCCUCCAUCGAAAGUACCGAUGAAGGCCUCCGUGAACGACUGGCUGAUGCGAUGUCUGAGUCUCCAAAUAGGGAUGUGGUGGGAUCAGGAACAGAACUUCAACGAGACGGAAGCAUAGAGACAUUAAGUAAUAGUUCUGGAUCGACCAGCGGAAGCAUUCCACGCAAUUUUGAUGGAUACAGAAUGACGCUACCAACUAAUGAAAGCCAACCCCUUAGCCUGUUCCCUACUGGAAUUAAUUAAAAAAAUGUAUUUAAUCAGUUAUGAUUUUAAAUGGGUAGAAAGGGUUUUAAUUGUUUCUAUGAAGUGUGUUUUUGUUCUGUUUUUACACAUUAAUAGUCCCGGUUUCCUGAUUGCUCAUUGUACAAAUUUGGGCGGAUACAUAUAGCGUAACUUUUUCUGCAGUUUUUUUUUUGUCUGUGCAUUGAUGCAUAGAAACAGGGAUUUGCUUGAAAGAAUAAUACCACAUAUACAAUUUUAAUGUGAAUUUCCACCUGUAUACCUUUGUUAAUCAGCAUGACCUACACAGACUAUCUCGGUCUGAAUGUGCAUAGGGAAUUAAAUUGUCUGCUUAUACAGAUGCGCAAUACAUUAUGUUAUUGUAUUACAUUUGCAAUGUUUAUUAUUACAUUAUGUUUAUAUGUGUAACAUUUUACUUUGAUUUCCUAAGUAAUAAAUUAAAUAGAGGGUAA
Messenger RNA from Spea bombifrons (plains spadefoot toad), 3453 nucleotides. RefSeq names its product BCAS3 microtubule associated cell migration factor (gene BCAS3). The coding region runs from base 230 to 3004 and encodes 924 amino acids. The transcript has 25 exons. The record is from RefSeq and is a predicted model, not a curated record. Lineage: Eukaryota; Metazoa; Chordata; Amphibia; Anura; Pelobatidae. Gene Ontology annotation, molecular function: protein binding. Gene Ontology annotation, biological process: autophagy; response to starvation. Gene Ontology annotation, cellular component: cytoplasm.